UGUCUGCUCAAAGCACCAUGAUCAGAGCAAAUAUCAGGGCCGCAAAACGGAACGUAAUCAAAAGUGCGUCUGACAUAGUUAUAACACCUAAAAAAAGAAGACAGAAGUCGGUGCCUGCCAUAAAACUAAACCAAGAAAAACAAAAAAACAAACAAACAAAGCAUAUCAAAAACGAGAAUACCACAACUAUCCAGCAUGGGAUAGUUCUAAAUAAGAUGUACAAUAUCCAGAAGGAAGAAAUAGGAAAGUCUAGUGUUUCGAAGAAAGAUAAAAAGCCCAAAAGGAGUCAUAAGAAACACAUUAGCCAUCCCAAUAACGUAUACACACAAGAACAUAUGAAAAUUACACCAAAAAGAGACCAAGACAAACCAAAGAAACCAAUAGGCAAACAGAGAAGCAGUGCAGUAGACCAAACUAAAGUACAUAGUAAAAGUGUCGAAACAACCAUCAAUAAGCGAAAACAUUACUUAGAUAAAAAUAAAAAUUUUGAAAAACUUAAUAGGAAAUCCAACUAUGAAAAUCAAGACCCAAAUUCUGAUACGAAAAAUUACAUUUUAUCUAUAGCGAAGAGAUGUAAUAAUGACAACAAAGAUUUAAAGAAGAAGAGUUUCCCAAGAACAACACAAACUAGUACCGAAAGUUUCAGUAGUAACACGAGUACUAAGAACAAAUAUACAAAGACAAUAAAAUAUAGACUCAGAAAACAACUAUGGCACUGGGCGAAGAAUUCCAUCAAACGAAACAAACAUUGGACUAAGUUCCUUGCUGAUAAUAAUAUAAGAUUAGAAGAUAUAGACCUAGACAAAUUAGACCUGAGUCUCAUAGAUGUGGACGCACUGGGCAUCGAGAAUAAAUUACUUAAGCAUACUAUACUCUGGUUAUUUAAAUAA
Spodoptera littoralis (African cotton leafworm) is the source of this 890-nucleotide messenger RNA. The record is from the annotation of a GenBank genome assembly. NCBI's taxonomy places the organism in Eukaryota, Metazoa, Arthropoda, Insecta, Lepidoptera, Noctuidae.